Molecule: messenger RNA, 1152 nt
Organism: Corticium candelabrum
Lineage: Eukaryota; Metazoa; Porifera; Homoscleromorpha; Homosclerophorida; Plakinidae
Product: dynein regulatory complex subunit 7-like
Exons: 8
Coding region: 44-1114 (356 amino acids)
Biological process (GO): flagellated sperm motility
Cellular component (GO): motile cilium
Source: RefSeq, a predicted model, not a curated record
GGCGCAAGUUUACACGCAAGUUCAUAGGCAACGGCCAAACAACAUGAAUGCAGCAAUAGGAAAAAAAUUGGUCAGAACUGAAAAGAAAUCCGGCAGACAAAUGCCAGAGUCGUACAGGCGAAAUACCAAGAAGGAGCAGCUAGUUCUAUCAUACGCUGAAAAUUUUAGAAGGCAGUUUGUUCAGCUGUAUAGAGACCGAAAGCCUCUUUAUCUGGCACCUAAGAAUGAUUGUGGAGUGGAGAAGCUUGUGUGUACAUCAAUUAGACCUACUCAAUUGCCUUACAAGGAGUUGUAUGAUGUUGAUGGUUGUGCUCAGUUUCUUGCUGAUUAUGUUGACUAUUUGCCACUGGAAAAUCCAACAGAACUGCCCCAACGGUUGAAAUCACCAUAUUCAGUGUUGCAUGAGCAACAAGGAAAUUGUUUUGAGUUCUCAACGUUGUUAUGCUCUUUGCUAAUUGGGAAUGGUUAUGAUGCAUACUGUGUGUCUGGUUAUGCAACACGUGAAGUGUGCGUUAUGGAUGAAAGUCGAGAUGUUUGUCCACUACUUGAAAAAAAGAAAGAGGAAAUUUUUAGUUCUGAACCCAAAAAGAAGAGGAAAUACACUGUAAAGCCACCAAAGGAUAUGAGAAGCAAGUUUAUAAGAAAGAUGGAGGGUCGACGAGUUGCAGAGGAAGCUGAAACAGCCCAACGAUUGAUAGAUGAGGAAGAUGCAAGACAGGAGGAGCUAGUACAGCCAGAACAAGACAAAUUUUAUGGACUUCGUAUUCAUAGUUGGGUUUUGAUUCUUCAUGGUAAACGAGAAGUAGCUGAGAGCUUCUUUAUUGAGCCAUCAACAGGUAGAUUUCAUACUCUUCAAUAUGAUGGUUAUCUUGGUACUGAAAGCUUGUGGAAUGACAAGAAUUAUUGGGUAAAUAUGCAAGAUUGUGCAGAUGGAGUGAAGUCUAUGACAUAUGACCUUGGAAAUGCUGCAUAUUGGGAAUAUGUGUUUCCAUCACCUACUAAGCCUUUACUGAUGCUUCCUGAGGAUCAGUUGGAAGUUGAUGAAUUUGCUGAAGUAAACGAGAGAUCUACCCCUUUUGAAUUGGAUGCUUUGCUUCCACUGCACGUCGCUUGAGUGCUGCUGAGCCUUCACGUUUGGAUGGAGCUAGGCAA